CACGACUUCAGGUACAUACGCAUCGAUUAUCAAGUCCAUUAAGCAAUCGUCAUCAUAUUUGCCAAAUCCAGCCAUGGCCAACGCUUCUCUGAAUGCUCUCGCCAAAAGGUUCAAAGCUUUACAUACUCCUCAUCACCCUCUAGUAUUUGCAAACAUCUAUGAUGCAGUUUCUGCACGGGCUGUAGCAUCCCUGCCCAACGCAAAGGCCCUUGCUACAGCCAGCUAUGCGGUUGCGGAAGCAGCAGGUCUUCAGGAUGACACUUUAACGCGGGCUGCUAAUGUGAUCUCUGCUAAAAAUAUUGCUUCGGCAAUUAAAGAAUUCGGAAAGCCACUAUCCCUCAUUCGAGCUGGUGUUGUUGGCAUUAACCUAGAGGACUAUAAUGGAAACACAAAGACACUAUAUAGCAUCUCCGAUGCAACCGAUCGGAUCAAGAGAGCUCUGAGCACGGCUAAUGCACUGGGAGUGCCUGAUUUUGUCGUCAACGCCCGGUGUGACACACUCAUUCAAGGAGGUGGUCUCGAGGAAGUCAUUGAGAGAGGUCGUGCGUAUCUUGCCGCUGGUGCUACUACUGUAUUUGUAUGGGGUGCCAGCCGAGGUGUCUCACGCAGCGAAGUUGUUGAGUUAGUCAAAGCCUUUGAUGGACGACUGAAUGUCCUGCUAAAUCUUUCCGGCGGUCUAACGGUGAAAGAAUUGGCGGAUAUUGGAGUUGCGCGAAUUAGCAUCGGGCCUACUCUGCAGAUUGGAGCUAUGACAAAGCUAAAGAAGGACGCUGAAGCCAUCUUAGCAAUGUAA
Messenger RNA from Trichoderma asperellum CBS 433.97, 793 nucleotides. The record is from RefSeq and is a predicted model, not a curated record. Lineage: Eukaryota; Fungi; Ascomycota; Sordariomycetes; Hypocreales; Hypocreaceae.